AUGAUGAACGAGGCGGCGAGGCCGAUCGUCAGCCUCUACAGGCAGAUACUCCGGGCGCACUACAAGUGCCUACCCCCGCCCAUGCGCGUCCUCGGCGACGGGUACGCGCGCGAGGAGUUUCGGCGACACCUGGACUCGAAGAGCAUGACGAACGAUCGGUGGAUCGAAUUCGCGAGCGAGUGGUCGCGAUACCUCGCAAACGUCGCGCCCAAAGAGGAGGGCGCGGGACCGAAGUUCACGGGAGAGCUAUCGAAGGAGACCAUCGACGCCAUGUCGGAGGAGCAGCGGAUGAUGCUCCGGAAGCUCAAGGAGGAGGCGCAGUCCUUCGGAGAAUCCGUCAAGGCGGAUGAGGAGACAAAGUAA
Molecule: messenger RNA, 363 nt
Organism: Micromonas commoda
Lineage: Eukaryota; Viridiplantae; Chlorophyta; Mamiellophyceae; Mamiellales; Mamiellaceae
Exons: 1
Coding region: 1-363 (120 amino acids)
Biological process (GO): succinate metabolic process; mitochondrial respiratory chain complex II assembly
Cellular component (GO): mitochondrial intermembrane space; mitochondrion
Source: RefSeq, a predicted model, not a curated record